Messenger RNA from Oncorhynchus kisutch (coho salmon), 3118 nucleotides. Its product is annotated as C4b-binding protein alpha chain. Bases 353 to 1303 code for a protein of 316 amino acids. The transcript has 12 exons. Lineage: Eukaryota; Metazoa; Chordata; Actinopteri; Salmoniformes; Salmonidae. The record is from RefSeq and is a predicted model, not a curated record.
UAGAGCAAAGUAUAACGGAUUUUUACUCCAGUCCAGUUCGUGGCGUUAAUGCAACAUAUUGGAUGCCAACCGUCGUUAAACCUCACCAAAGAAGAAGAAAAUGCGCAACACAAACGUACAUUUGCUACUGCUAGACAGACUGUCAGUUGGAUUUUGAAGAAAGCAUACAGACUUUGAACAAUAAAAGGCUACCAGAGUGAGGACAGACAUUUUUCGGAAUAAACGUGUUUGAUUACGAAAAGUGGAUAUUGCGAGAAGAUCAUCCGUUUAGGCGGGGAACUUUACUCUAACGAACAAACAUACCAAUCCAGGAAAUCGUGUUUUGCUGCUUGUUACGGGAAAAGAAGACGUCAUGCUGCCUUCUAAAGACGUCUGUUGGUCCUUGAUAAUAGGGAUGGUACAACUUGCCUUCAUGGCUGUUCCUGUUCAAGCUCAAGAAUGCUCCAAACCCAUAGGAAAGCCCAACAUGGUUUUGACAGAAGCCUUCAUCACCAAAGAGACAUUUGGAGAGGGAACAACCGCAAGUUUUGAGUGUGAAAUUGGUUAUGUCCGUGCAGGAGGGUCUCGAUCAGUCACCUGUACUGCUGGAGUGUGGAGUACAGUGACAAUGACAUGCGAAUUAAGGCCGUGUGGCUCACCAGGAGAAGUGAUGAACGGCCGAUAUAAUCUCUCAGGGGUUCUGUUUGGCGCCAGGGCUGUUGCUUUCUGUGACACUGGCUAUAUGCUUGUGGGCAACGGUGUAAGGAACUGUAUGGUAGACGGCUGGGAUGGCAGAGUUCCUGUAUGUCAAGUGGUGAAGUGUGGAAAGCCCCCCACCAUUGUCAACGGUGGACUUGUUAUCCCACCUGAUGAAGAGUACCACUAUAGAAGUGUUGUGGAAUAUAGCUGUGAGAAGGAAUUCACUCUGGUUGGAACUAAAUCCAUAGUCUGUGAAAAGGACGGAGAAUUCCAGCCAGCUCCACCGGAGUGUAAAAUGGUUUCAUGUCCUGCUCCUGUUGUUGAGAAUGGCGUUAGGAUUCAAGGUAGUCUGCCCCCCUACAAGCACAAGUCUUUUGUGAUGUAUAAGUGCAACGAUGGAUAUAAGAUGAUGGGAGAGGCCAGUCUGACAUGUGAAAUAGAAGGCUGGUCAGCUUCUAUUCCCACAUGCAAAGAUGGUGCACCUGAUCCCACUAGUCCCCCAGCGGCCAACAACCACACAUGGAAAAUAGUAGGGGGUGUUCUAGGUGGACUUGGUUUUGUUUGUGUUAUAGGAUUUAUAGUCUACAAAUAUAAAGCACGUGCCAGGUCGUCUUACUUGCCUUAGUUUCCUCUUGCUUCGUUGAUAAGGGAGUCACAGUGAACAGGCUGCUGUGAUUUAAUGCACUACCCUCCUGCUUAUGAAUGCACCAGCCCCUCCCAAACACCGGGUUCAUUUCCUUUCAAAGGAAGCUCGAUCAUGUGAUGUUUUAGAAACCUCACGAUGAAGAAUGAAUUGGUUCUUUCCAAUUUGGAAGCUUGUGCUUAAUGAGUGGCCUAACCUGAUUAUUCAAUAACUAUUCAUGUUUCCAGUGUACUUCACAAAUAACUUUCUUUAUCUGAGCCUGCUUUCUCAUUGCCAACCACCUUAGUUAAAAUUAUCAUGUAUGUAAGCUGCCCCUUAGGGCAACCCUGCAUCACAAAGCCAGUUUUGCCCGCUCUGAAAUAAAGGAAAUCAUAUCCAUUAAGAUGCCCAGCCAGACUCCUAGUAUAGAACCAUAAAGUGCUGUCAUUUCUAAACAGUAAAACAGAUUUGUAUGAAAAUACCCUCAAAUGUGGCGUUCCGUACUGUCGCCUCGUAUCAAACAUUUGAUCUAAACUGCUGGAGUACAGAGCCUAAUUUAAGUUUUUUAGCUUCACUGACAAAAUAAAUACAUAGGGGAAUGUGUUUGACGCAACGUCUUAAUAUAAGUCAUGCCACCGAAGGUCAACAUGAUUGGUUAGCUAGAGCAGGUUGCAGGUGUGUUGAAACACUCAUAUCCUGGAGCUCAAGAGCAAAGAUGGUUCAAUGUGAAUCAAUUGCUUUCACCAAGUUUAGCUCUAGUCAUUGGCCUUAGACAAGUAUUGUGAUGUGAAUUCGAAAAGCUUUGUUUUACAAGGAGACCAUGCUUGAAACACCAGAGUAUACUUUUGAGUGUGUUUAGCUCUUUGAGGGAUCAAGGGCUCUGGCUCAUGAUCCAGCUUUGGAGUCUUUAUUUGAACUUCUAGCCUAUUUUGUAUUGUUCUACUGUAGAUAAGCCAAGGAAAGAUGUUUUUUUUUUUUUAAAGUAAAGACAUUUUGUUUUAAUAUAAAGGGGAAAUAAAUGGCUGUAAUGUUCCGAUGUCUUAUUUCCAGAGAUGAAUCAUGUUUGAGACUUUUUCCCCUGUAAACUGUUCUUGAAUGUGUCACAUUGAAUGUGUGAGAUUCAUUAUGGCAACUGGCUGAAGCAUAUUGAGCAAAUGUAGUGAAUUUUGAAAUGUUAAGAUUUUUAGCUUCUUUACUUUGCCUUAUCAAUGGAAAAGACAAAACAUUCUGCAGUUUUCCCUGUAUUUAUUUGAUGUCUUGACUGACUUUUUCCACUCCCCUCUUUGUUCCAUUGCUUGGUCGUCUCAUACUGGUGGUCUUUACAGAUUUUUUUUGUUGUUGAUGCAAAUGCGAUUUAAUUUCUAAUGUUUCAUGGGAUCUAAUCAAGUGUUUGCUUCACAUGAACCCAUGUUAUUUAGUAGAGCACAAUGUUAGGUGAAUAUAAAAGUAGGUUUGACUUUAAUUUAUUCUGAUCAAUGUACCCUACUAAAUAAACAGAGCAGUGUUAAAUGUAAAACAGCAUGUUUUCAAAAUGGAAUGAAAAUACAUGUUCCAAAAGGUUGUUUCAUUAUAUCGAAGACGACUAUCUAACCGGAGCACUUUUAAUGAAUAAAAUGAAGUAUUAAUGUGUGUUUAAGUAUAAUGUAGUUCUCACCACUGACUCUAAAUGCUCUACUUUACAUCUGUCUAUUACCAGUUUUAUUAUCAGUGUGGAACCACUUAAGAUAGUAAGUUGUGGUCAGCCAAUUAUGAAUGUUUUUUUUCUUCACGUUUUAUUUAAUGUACCAAUCAAUUAAACAGCGCUCAUUUAUACAUGAA